Molecule: messenger RNA, 3588 nt
Organism: Pectinophora gossypiella (pink bollworm)
Lineage: Eukaryota; Metazoa; Arthropoda; Insecta; Lepidoptera; Gelechiidae
Gene: vimar
Product: GTPase-GDP dissociation stimulator vimar
Exons: 8
Coding region: 145-2169 (674 amino acids)
Biological process (GO): positive regulation of GTPase activity
Cellular component (GO): cytosol
Molecular function (GO): guanyl-nucleotide exchange factor activity; protein binding
Source: RefSeq, a predicted model, not a curated record
UUGACAGUACGGUAUUGAUCGCCUGUGCCUGGUGUUUUUCUAUUAUUCAUAAUUAAACAUUUGUUUCUACAUUAAACAUGUUUGUGGCUUAAACAGCUUGCUGUCUUCUAGUUUAUAUUGAAAAUACAAAUCAUAAACUAAAAUAUGGAUAACGUUGGAGGCGAUACCGGGUCAACAUCUUCAAACAAACCAGCCCUCGAGGUUUUCAUUAUCCGUAACAUUGACAACGAGGCCGAUUUGAUAACAAAAUUGAAUGAAAUUAUAGACGCCGGUAAAGAUUACAAGUAUGACAUUUCGGCUUGUUUGGUGAGCCUUAUAAAGCGGGAAGACCAACAAACCCAGACGUUGAUAGUUCAGGCUAUUGCAGAACUGGCCAAAUGCGAAGAUAAGCGCGAAUUAUUGGCAAGUGAGAAGCUUAUUGAGCCAAUAUUGAACUUACUGCGAAUGGAAAUGUCUGAGGGAUUAUCGGAGUUGCUGAAGCAGUGCGUCAGAGCCCUCGGCAACCUGUGCUGCGACUGUGACAAAGCUAGACACCUGGUGUAUGAGUAUGAUGGAAUGACAGCCCUGCUAACUCUACUGAAAUGUACUUUGAGAAUUCCUUCUCCCCUAUCAGAAGAAAUAAAGUUAUUAACAGCUAAAAGUAUAUUAAACAUUGUGAUUGGAGGGGAAAUAUUUAUUGAGAAUUUCAGGGCCGUCGGCUUUCCGAGGAUCAGGGAAAGGGAGAGAGACCAGACAUAUAAACAUAUAUUGAAUGGAGAAUUGAAGAAAGAUGACAUGAAUGACGAUUUGGUGUCAACAGCGCUACUGACACUGAGCGUGAUCAACGACUUUAUACCGGCCUAUCAGUUUCAUGAUGACGUUAAUAUGGCCGUGCUCAACAUGCUGCGGGUGACCAAUAACCUUCAGAUUUCUGAAUUAUGUCUGGACCACUUACACACACAAGCUGAACAUGGUAAUUUUCUUGAUACUGCGAAGACAAUGAUGGCUAAUGAAAAGGGAGUCCAGCUUGUCUGCGAGAGACUAGAAUUGCUUUUGGCUAAAAAAGAAGCUGGGGAGCUGAUCAGUGACGACGCUGAGGUGGAGAGUCUGAUGAAGCAGGCUUGUGAUCUCAUCAUUAUGGUGCUUACUGGAGAUGAAGCGAUGCACCUCCUGUACAACCACGGGGAAGGCGAGGUGUACAAGACGAUGGUGGGUUGGCUGACACAUAAGAACCUGCACUUGCUGACCACUUCCAUACUGGCCAUUGGCAACUUCGCGCGGCAGGACGACUAUUGUAUGAAAAUGAUGGAGGAUAAGAUCUAUGAUCGACUGCUUGACAUCUUCGAAAAGUUCCACAACCUGGGCCUAGCAAUCAAGGAGGACCCGAACGGGCAGCACCCAGUGAACAUGGCCUCAGUCACCAAGAUCCAACACGCAGUGCUGUCCGCUUUGAGGAAUCUAACAGUGCCGAUGCAGAACAAGAAAGUGGCCGCGAAGAAUGGUAGAGCAGCUCCGAUUUUCCUGGACGCCCUGCCCACUGUUGAGGAUCAUCACGUCGCUUAUAAGCUACUGGCUGCUAUUAGGAUGCUCGUCGACGGACAAGAGGCGGUAGCGAUACAGCUAGCGAGCCACCCGGCGGCUCUAGCGGCCGUGGCGCGCUGGUGCCACGCGGGCGAAUUCACCGGAGCCUCGGGCGAGGCACCGCGCCUGCUGGCCUGGGCCGUCAAGAUGCUGCGCCGGCAGCCGCACUGGAGGCAGCUCAUACAGGUGGAAGGUUGUGUGCCAAGCCUGGUCAACAUGCUGAUGGCAUCUCACUCAGUGAUGCAGAACGAAGCGAUCCUCGCUCUCACCCUCCUCGCCAGGGAAUGUCUCAAGCCAGCUGAAGACGAGGACGUAGACUACGAACAGAGCUUCAUCAAUCAACUCCUCAAGUCAGAGAUCGGUAAGCACCUCUCCGUACUCAUCGAGACAAACUGCGCGAAGAUGCCCGUAGAAGUGGCCCAUAAUCUUCUGGUAUUUCUCGACAUUACCUCAGAAAAAAACAAGCUGGCCAUGGACUACAAAGAAGCGAAGGUUCACGACUCUCUAAAGAAGUUCAAAGAUUCUCGAAACGAUUUCAGCAAAGAUUUGGUAACUGUCGUUAAUAAGGUCCGGAAUACAAUAGAGGACAACGGCAUUGAAAUGGAAUAGCUAUGUUGCGCGGGAAAACUGUGCGGUUUUCAACCCUUGUGUUUCCGCUUGCCCCGAUAUUAAUGAGGAUAAUUGGGUAGUUUCUGUGUAGUCAAAACAGUUACUUUUUACUAAACGUUAAUACAUAUAAAAAAAUACUGUGGAAUUUGUAUGCAAACGUACACCGUGACAUCAUAGAAAAACGUGAUAAAAUAUCGAAAGUACCUACAUUCGCGUUUUUAUUAUUAAAAAAUAAAUAAAAGGAACGAAUAAUUUGAUUUUUUUUAUAAGUCUUAGACUUUCAUUAUUUAUUUUUGACUUAGGAAACUACCCAAUUAAAAUAUUCAACUUUUCUCUUGCAACUGCCGAAUAGAACGAGGUCUAUUAGUGCGGAUUAGAAGGGUUAUUGUCUAAGUUCAACAUCUAUCGCAAUUCUAGGUUUUGUGAUUGGCUACAACUGCUAGUCUGUAGAACUGAUAUUUUCAGUGAAUCACAGUGACUGGAAUCACAUUGGAUCGCGAUAGACGUCAGACAAUACGGGGUUUUCCAUCUAUAAAAAAGCCGGAUUAUGGAAAAUUAUGUAAAUAUAAUGAGAAUGAGACUGGUGAUAUUUUUGAGGCUUUUCAUAUUGAUCAGCGAAUAUCAGCAAAGCUAUUCUAAAUCCAUGAAUGUGAUUGUAUUGUUGUGAUGGAUGCCAGUUGGCCGUUUAAUUCAUAUUCUUUGGUCAAACCAAAGUAUCGAGACGGAGAAGAUUGGCCUCACCUUUUGCAAUUAUUCGUCGAAUAAUAAGUAAAGAGACACAAAACGAAAAAGUAGUUUUACAGCAUAUUUUUCCCAAACUUCUCUCUAGUCAUAGUUAUAAUUUGUAAUGCGCUAAUAGCUUUCGAUUGCUUUACUUUUCAUAUUUCGAUAUACUUACCUACUUAAUGUAAGCUAAAUAUUUAGAUAAGAAUUAUUUUUAUAGUCCUCUCUAUUUGUACUUGUACAUUCCACGUUUCCAUCUUCUACUUCACUUUUUUGUGAUAGUAACAUUUUUAUUGAACACCCAAUGAAUAGGUAAUAAUUUAAAAUUGAUUCUUCUAUAAGCAAAAUAUAGCUACCGUUAAUUAAGUACAUCAAUCUGAUCGAAAUACUCGAGAGUGCAAUUACCUACGGGACUUUGUAUGUUGUACUGUUGAUUCUUUGGAGUUUAGUAAGUUGGAGUGUAGCACCGAAGGAAAUAGGUAUUGUGGUUUGUUUGAUAUGCGGGCAUAUCGGCAGUUUAUAAAGAAAUGUUACCACGUUACAAUAAUAGUAAUUGUACUAAUGUUAACAAUAUAUUGUGUCUGUAUUUAUGUGGAUUCCGAUAUUAAAUGUUCUUGAUGUCAACUGUGUAGGCACUAUAGCAAGAUUAGUUUGUAAGAUUACUGCCGCCAAACCGUAGCACCUAUCAUUAUUUAC